This is a messenger RNA of Oncorhynchus nerka (sockeye salmon), 2061 nucleotides long. RefSeq names its product crumbs homolog 3a (gene crb3a). The record is from RefSeq and is a predicted model, not a curated record. Lineage: Eukaryota; Metazoa; Chordata; Actinopteri; Salmoniformes; Salmonidae.
UCUCCUGUGCCACAGGUUGAUACUAGGCUCAGGUACUGUAACAUGAGACUGAAGUGAACCAUGUGACCAUAGGGGCGACGUGAAGAGGGAAUUUAAAAAACUGUUUUACAUAGUUAAAUCUAUACAGGUAGUCUAAUAUGAUAUAUAUCAAAAUAAACCCAUUCAGCCAGUAAAACGGCUUUGCGAUCUGAUUUAGUUUACAGAUUAUUUUUCAGACGUUGUUGGGAGAGGUUUAAUCAUAAACACGUCCUGACAUAUGAUCCAGUUUCGGUUCACCAACUCACUCGUUUAGGUGAGGCGGCGGAAGCGAGACGUUUUUUUCGCAAGGAGUUGGAUUGAUCCCGGUUGCCUAAAACAGAUAUCAACAUUUUUCGGUGAAAAGAGCGGCCCUGGAGACUGACACCGGUGUGCUUGUCUGCUGAGCACUACUCCUGAUAAAAUGGCCCCUUGCUGAUGUCAGGCAGGCGUGCCCUUGCUGAUGGUCUACCCUCUUUAGAACCCAUUGGUUUGAAUGGAGAUGGCACUGCUCCCAGACAUCGCGGCCUGGCCUGGUCUCCUGGCUGGGAGUGUCCUACUCCUGGUUGGGAGUAAUCCUUCCUGGGUUGUGGGGGACAACACAACUAAUAGUCUACCCUCUAACACAACUGCCCCAGGACCCAACAUUGCAGCUAUUGUGGCCCCGACUGUUAUACUGGGGCUGCUGGCCAUAGCAUCUGCUGUGCUAGUGUGGCUUUUCUGCGUGGUGAGGAAGAAGAGGCAGAUGGAGGGGACGUACCGGCCCAGUGCUGAGGAGCAGACGGGGGCCAGCAGUGUUGAGACACCAGACGCACUCAAACUGCCCAAGGAGGAGAGACUCAUCUGAGCCUAGUCUCUCAGAAGUCUCUCAACACCUGUCCUGUACAUCCAAGCAACAUCUAAAUCCUGAUGACUGUAGAAGCUCCACCUAAAGAGCUGAUAAUUACCUAGAUAUUAGAGGGUCAUGACACAAUGUUGACAGACACAGGAUGAGAUGAGAGGUACACAGCACCUAGCCCUGGAAGAGGAGGGCCCAGGCACUGUGUACUGUAUGUACUGCAAGCACAUGGACUAGUGCUAGUACAGGACCUGGACACAGACGUUGGGAUAGCUACAGCAAAUACCACAGCCUGUAACUAGAACAACUAGAACUAAGGUUCAUGGGGCUCUGACUGCUUUCUCUAUGGUGUGUUAUUUAAUAGCACUGGCAUAUUUGAAUGGGAUACACAUGUACAAAAUCAUUCAAAUGGUCAUACUGGAAGAGGAAACAAACCAUCACCUGCACUAGAUGGAAGAGGACCAGUAUUCAGUCCCUGCUCAUACUCGUCUUUGGUAAAUACAUUUCAGUCUGAGUAUUUCAGUCCUCUGUCUAGGCAAUUUGGCUCUCUCAACAGCUACAAAAAGACUGGAUACAGUCUUAACUGCUAUAAUCGUAAGCAGACUGCUGUUACCUGUGCUACCAUGAUACAUGUAAAAAUUAUAUUGGAAUGUAAUGUAAAUGUUUGUAUAAAUUCCUUAUAGAUUACUUAAAUGUAUAGUGUGCAAUAAUAUUUGUUUAACCACUAUUGAUUGUCAGAAAAGCAUUUCAUUGUCUAGAUUUUUACACUGAUUACUUACCUCAAUACAUGUCUCACUACUGAAUCAGUCCUGUAUCAGUCCUGUAUACAGCUUUACAGAUAAUGACACUGAAAGAUAAUAUUAUCUGGAAAACAUUUCUCCCAGUGGGAUAUUCUGUUUGCGGAUACUGUGUGCAGAACAAAUAAUUAUGUCAUUAUUAAUCAUAUUUAAGCACAAAAUGAAUGAUUGUUUACAUUUGAAUAAUUGUAUUGUAGUAUUUUAGAAUUGUUACAUUAAUUUAACAUUGGCUGAAAUGUGAUACUACAUUAGAUCAUAUCUUCUAUGUGUGUUCUUACCAGUACGCUGUUUGUAUUUUGAAAAGCCUAUGAUGGGAUUCAAUUCUCAUCAUGUAGAGUUGUUACACAAUGUCAUGACAUAUUUAUCUUUUGUAGCCUACAUUUUAAAUAAAACCAAUAGUCAUUUUUAGAA